Apiotrichum porosum is the source of this 2526-nucleotide messenger RNA. RefSeq lists its product as uncharacterized. The record is from RefSeq and is a predicted model, not a curated record. The transcript is spliced from 2 exons. Bases 1 to 2526 code for a protein of 841 amino acids. Lineage: Eukaryota; Fungi; Basidiomycota; Tremellomycetes; Trichosporonales; Trichosporonaceae.
AUGAACGGCGGCGUCAUCUUCGAGUCCAACGCCCAGCUUCCCUCGGCCCCUGUGCUUAAGCAGGAGCUCAUCACCGAGCACUACGCCAUCAGUGCGAAGCGCUCAUCAAAGAAGGACAAGUGGGUUUCCCCGCUGACAAAGGACGCUGCUGACCGCCGAAGAAUGAAUCGUCCCCCAAAGAUCAACACUGGGUUUCAAGUGGAGCAGCCUCAACUCUCGCCCUACAUGGGGCAGCCUCCCGCUGCGUAUCCAGUGUACGCCAACGGCGGCCCCGUGCCAGGCUACUAUCCCCCCACCGCCGCCGCCGCCCAGCCCGGCGGGUUCUACGUCUACACCCAGCCCGCUCUUGUGCCAGCAGGCCCUCCCGUCGUCCGACAGCAGCAAUUUGAUCCCUCCUCAUACAGCCACCCUGCGGCGCCUCAGUGGGACACGGCCUCGGCUAGCUCGACCACUAGCACGCACAAGCGCAAGCGCAGUGGCUCGUCCAACCUCAAGGAGGAGUUGAGGACACCUCGCAAGAGCUCGGUGCCAUCAUUACCAGACGUCUCAGACUCGCGUUCCUCAAAACGACCCUUGACUGGCGGAUCGCAGUUACCGACGCCGCCGUCGACUGGUGGCAACGUCGCGACUCCCAGCGGGACCAACCCGCUUCUCUCCGAUGACAAGGGUGCCGCCGUUGAACCCAAGCACGGCGUCUACGUCACCACAACCGAGGAAGAGGGCCGCAAGCUUGGCCUCGUCCAGGCUGCGACUGGCGCCGAGGCCGUCGAGGAGAUUCCGGCUCGCGGUCCUCCCAGGACCAAGCGGGCCACGACGCUGUCGAUCAACGCCUCGGGUAUGGCCACGUUGGGCAGCACCGAGGUGCUGCAGUCGGACGUGGCCCUCCUGGACAACAAGCUGGAUGGUCCCUCAACGCCUGUGGUGCCGCAGACCCCAAACGGCAAGAAGGCUCCUCAGACACCCUCUGCCGAUGUCAACGACACUCCACGAACAAAGCAGACCAAGACCGAUCGUCGCCUGGAAGCGUUCAACCCCUCUGCGCGUCCUUCCGAGCCAAUGUUCUCCAUCAAGUUGGACAUGGGCCAGGGCCAGCCGUGCCGUGUUGCGCUUCGCAAGGACCUCGCGCUCGCCUUUGUCGGACUCGACAAGGGCACCAAAGUUGUCGAGGAGACACGCGGCGAGGACCAGGACGGAUGGACGGUGAAUGGCGAACCCGGAUCGAGGCCGCCCAAGCGGCCCGACUGGCCCGACGAGGAGCCCCCCUGGAAGAUUGGAAGCGGCGGACGUCCUGCACGCCAGCUCCGCGAAGAGAAGGAGCGCACGACGCUGCUUCGGCGGUACCUCGAGUCGUCGUCGGACGACGAGGAUGAUGACGAUGGAGCUGCGCGUUUCCCUCAGCACAAGGGCAAGAAUGCGAUCCGUGCGCGUCCUCGUCCGACUGCGACUGGCGCCGCUGCUGCUUGCAACGUGUGGGACAACAACCCCUCGGACGCCCGCGCUGCCCUCUUGUCGGCGCUCAACAAGGGCCGUCGCGCACCUCGUGGUGCUCUCAUCGUCCCGUCCGGUGUCGUUGCCUGUAUCUGCAAGCAGACCGGCCCCACGGGGUCGAUGAUCUCGUGCAGCUCGUGCAAGACUUGGCACCAUCUUGGUUGCGUAGGCCUCGACGAGGUCCAGAUUGCGCCCAACUGGGUAUGCGACCCGUGUGUCGCCCAGGCACGUCGCGCGACUCUCUCGACACCAGCAAGGAGCACACCGUCCGCCUUUGCAUACUCGUCUGCGGCGCGCUCGUCUGCGUUCCGGGGUAACCAGGCUGUCGCCCUGGCGCCCUCGCCCAUGUUUGCCGGCGAGGCCGCUCGUGCGGCUGGCGGUGGUCCGCUCGAGAUGCGCACCCCCAACUCGCCCAGCCGCAGCAGCAGGCAGCGCGGCCGUGUUCUGUCGUACGGCGGCGACCUGUGGGGUAUCAGUGGUGGUGCCGAGGAGCCCAGCACCCCCGUACCCCCGCCUCGCAACCCGGUCGACCACUUCUCCACGCCUCGCGUCGACGACUCGAUCUUUGACGUCAACUCGACGCCGUCGAGGCACCUCGACACGGACCCGCGCAUGGGUGGACAGUUCAGCAGCCUGUUCGCCAUGACGCCGUUGAUGGGCCGGUCGAGGAACACCAACAGCGUCCUCAUCGCCGGCGACACGCCCAUGCAGCCUGCGGGCGCGGGCGGCCACCGCAUCCCCUUCUCGGACGGCAUUGCGUCCCGCCACCAGUUCUUGCAGGGGCUCACCGCCGAGCGGCGCGGUCCCAACACGGAACGUCCCGCGCGUAUGGGUCUCGGCAGCGGGCUCGCCCUCGGCGGCGGUCCGCCCGUCUCGCCCUCGCCGUUCGGCCACAGGCGUAACCACAGCGGGAGCCUGAGCCAUAUCCGCUCGGGCUCGCGCAGUGGCCUUGGGCUGGGCAUGGCCGUCGACGAGGAGGACGAGGAGACCGAGGUCGAGGUGGCCGACGACGCGGUCCGCUUCGGCAGCGACGAGUAG